Molecule: messenger RNA, 772 nt
Organism: Salvelinus sp. IW2-2015
Lineage: Eukaryota; Metazoa; Chordata; Actinopteri; Salmoniformes; Salmonidae
Gene: fh
Product: fumarate hydratase
Biological process (GO): tricarboxylic acid cycle; malate metabolic process; fumarate metabolic process
Cellular component (GO): tricarboxylic acid cycle heteromeric enzyme complex; mitochondrion
Molecular function (GO): fumarate hydratase activity
Source: RefSeq, a predicted model, not a curated record
UGGCUCAUUUUAGUUCCGCCCUGGUCUGAAGUGACAGCUGAGUUAGCGCAAUGUAUCGCUCUUUGAGAAACGUCCAGCGAUUUAACGGCCAACUCCAGGCGUUAAAGAGGAACCUAGCCAACACAAAGCACAGUCCUGCAGCAGGAGUCAUCUUCACAUCCUCCAGAAUGUCUUCAGAGUACAGAAUUGAGGCAGACACCUUUGGAGAGCUGAAGGUGCCAGUUGACAAGUAUUAUGGGGCUCAGACUGUCAGGUCCACCAUGAACUUCAAGAUCGGAGGACCGUCGGAGAGAAUGCCAAUCCAGGUGAUCAAAGCCUUUGGCAUUCUGAAGAGGGCUGCUGCGGAGGUCAACAAGGACUACGGACUGGACCCGAAGCUGGCUGAUGCCAUCGUGCAGGCUGCUGAUGAGGUGGCAGCUGGUAAGCUGGAUGACCACUUCCCUCUAGUGGUGUGGCAGACCGGGUCAGGAACUCAGUCCAACAUGAACGUCAACGAGGUGAUCAGCAACAGGGCCAUCGAGAUCCUCGGAGGGAAGCUGGGGAGCAAGGACCCUGUUCACCCCAACGACCACGUCAACAAAAGCCAGAGCUCCAACGAUACGUUCCCACAGCCAUGCACAUCGCAGCAGCCCAAAGAGGUCCACGAGGUUCUGCUGCCCGGUCUACAACACCUCCACGACCCUGCACGCCAAGCUGUGGAGUUUAAAGACAUCAUCAAGAUCGGACGCACACACAAACCACAGGACGCACUGUACCGUUGCUCUGCGGACAG